GCUUCUGUAAAGGAGGUGGCUCGUUGUUGCGUAAGCACGCUAGUGUGUGAGUUUGCGCGUUAGCUGAGUGCUGCUGCGUGGAUGAUGGCUGCGUCGAAGCCAGUAGAGCCUCAGUCCGCGAGUGGGCUCCCCCGCUGGCAGCUGGCACUCCUAGUAGGGACACCGAUCGUCCUUGGCGUCGGAGCUGUUUAUCUGUGGAACCGAAGUCGCAGCAAAGAAAAGCAAGGGAAAAAGAAUGGAGAGAGGAAAACUCCUGAAGGAAGCGCUAGCCCUGUCCAGGGCCAGCACGGAGCGACUAACCCAGAGCUGGAGAACAUGAGUCCCCUUGACAGAGCACAGUCUGCCAAGAAUAAGGGCAACAAAUACUUCAAGGCUGGCAAAUAUGAGCAGGCCAUCCAGUGCUACACAGAAGCCAUCAGCCUAUGUCCCAAAGAACAGAAAGGAGAUCUAUCCACCUUCUACCAGAAUAGAGCUGCAGCCUACGAGCAACAGAUGAAAUGGACAGAAGUGAUACAGGAUUGUUCUCAGGCAGUCGAGCUGAAUCCUUGCUAUGUAAAAGCCCUUUUUAGGCGUGCCAAAGCACUGGAAAAACUGGAUAACAAGAAGGAAUGCCUAGAAGAUGUGACAGCAGUAUGUAUUCUGGAGGUUUUUCAGAACCAGCAGAGUAUGCUACUGGCAGACAAGGUGCUGAAACAGCUUGGAAAAGAGAAGGCCAAAGAGAAAUACAAGAACCGGGAGCCCCUUAUGCCAUCUCCUCAGUUCAUCAAGUCCUACUUCAGCUCCUUUACUGAUGACAUCAUCUCACAGCCCCUACAGAAAGGUGAAAAGAAGGAUGAGGAUAAAGACAAAGAGGGUGAGGCCUCAGAGGUCACAGGAAGCUCAGGCUACCUAAAGGCUAAGCAGUACAUGGAGGAGGAGAACUACGAUAAGAUCAUCAGUGAGUGCACAAAGGAAAUUGAGUCUGGAGGCAGGUACACAGCUGAAGCUCUUCUGCUGAGAGCCACCUUCUACCUGUUGAUUGGCAAUGCUACAGCUGCACAGCCUGACCUUGACCGUGUCAUUAACAUGGACAAUGCCAGUGUCAAGUUGCGUGCUAAUGCGCUAAUUAAACGUGGAAGCAUGUACAUGCAGCAGCAGCAACCCCAGCUCUCCACGCAGGACUUCAACAUGGCUGCAGAGAUUGAUCCCCGUAAUGCAGACGUCUACCACCACAGGGGACAGUUGAAGAUUCUGCUGGAUCAGGUGGAGGAGGCUGUGGGAGAUUUUGAUGAGUGUAUAAAACUUAGACCAGAUUCUGCACUUGCCCAGGCCCAGAAGUGCUUUGCAUUGUACCGACAGGCAUACACUGGAAACAACCCAUCCCAGGUACAGAAAGCUAUGGAUGGCUUUGAGGAUGUCAUUAGGAAGUUUCCAAAGUGUGCUGAGGGCUAUGCUCUGUAUGCACAGGCACUAACUGACCAGCAACAGUUUGGUAAGGCUGAUGAAAUGUAUGAUAAAUGUAUUGAACUAGAGCCUGACAACGCCACAACAUAUGUCCACAAAGGUCUGUUGCAGCUUCAAUGGAAGCAAGAUCUGGAAAUGGGGCUUGAACUCAUAAGCAAAGCCAUUGAGAUUGACAACAAAUGUGACUUUGCUUACGAAACUAUGGGAACCAUUGAAGUCCAAAGAGGCAAUCUGGACAAGGCUAUAGACAUGUUCAACAAGGCCAUCAACUUGGCCAAGUCAGAGAUGGAGAUGGCCCAUCUCUACUCCCUCUGUGAUGCUGCUUAUGCCCAGACAGAGGUGGCCAAGAAGUAUGGGCUCAAGCCUCCCACGCUAUAACUCUUGCUUCUUUUCUCCACUCUCUACUGCCGGGCCAGAGUACACAUCUCAUAACCUAAGUUUGAUAUUUUUUUUCUUUAUUUUUUUUUACUUCAUCAUAAAGAUGAUCAUUAUCAAUGAAAAGGAAGCCCGAACAUGUUCUGCUACUACAUGUUUACACCAAUUUUGAGGACUGGAAGGUGGCAGAGAAAAUGGAGGAGCAGCAAAAGGAAACAAGAAAAUGCAAAAAAAAAAAAAAAAAAAAAAAAGACUGAUAGCUGCUGUGUUAGAUAUAAAAUCAUCAGUGGCAUAGUUCAAAUCCUCCCUCAUUGAGUAUGGCUUAGACUAUCUUAUGACUUACAAACGGCACUCAUUUGUUCAUGUUCAGCCUCCCCUGCCAAUUGGUUUGACAGAUGUCUUCAUUCGGUAAUUAUUUCUUUUUCUUUUUUUCUCUCUCCAAAACACCAGAUUCACUACGUUAAAUCAGUGUUUACCAUCAGCAGGACUGCAUUAUGUAUUCAUGGUUUGAUGCUGUAAUGUGCGUAAGCUUCGUCCUUUCACUGUCACAUCUUAGCAACCUUAUUUGCAUUUUUUGUUGUAUGGGAAAUGCAGGAUUAAAGUUUUAGUUGAUGUUUUUUGUGUUAUAAAUCUGUAUGUUCUUGUUGUGUGAUGACACUGUAAGAAGGGGAUUAUAUCGAGGAAAGGUUUGACAUUUGGCCAUACAGUUCUUCAUUUUUGUGUGCAUUUUUAUCUUAAAUUUUUGAUUUUUUUAAUCUAUAUAAAUAUUCUGUGCAGCAAUGAGAAUUUUUCUUUAAAUAUAAAUGUCAAUACACAAAGUUACAUCCUACAGAUAUUCAACUGACACAAAAAUAAGAGACAAAUUGCACAUUAUUUAAUGUUGUAUAAGAUAAUAUAACUAAAGUAAUUUAAAACCUUCUUAGCCCUGUAUAAGAAUUUUGCUGUGAAGUCACCUUGCCCAUCUUAUAAAACUGAGGCACUAAAAUGUUAAAUGUUAAAAACAUAGCUGUGAGAAACAUAAUGUUGCAUAUUUGUGCAAAAACAUAAAUGAACCUAGAAACAUUAAGAAUCGCCAAAAUUACAUUCCUCUCAUUUUGUGUUUAAAACUGCACAUAUCUGAUUUUAUUUGUUUAAUUCCUCUGUGAAAUAAAAAUGUCAUUGAGGGGUAUAUUUGAAGAAUGGCUCCCUUCUUGAAAAAUAUAAAUGCAGGAAAAUAAAACAAACACCUUGCAUUUAGCAUCUAUAUAUAUAUAUAUAAUAUGAAACAUUCAUAGAUUGGUAGUUACAAGAGUUGGUUAUAAAUCCUUUUUUUUUCAAGAAUGAUUUUUUAAAAUCAUUUUUAAUAAAAGACAGUAAAUUAUUUUUCCUUGAGCAUUGCAACUAUGAUUUCUUCGCUAUCUGCAUUCAUUCAGAAAUUAGAGAAGUUCAUUUCUAUAUUUUAUACUAUUUACCUGCUUUAAGUUGAUUUCAGUAUCAAAACAACAAAAUGGCAUUGCUGUCUUUCAAAUGUGGAUUGCUUAAAAUAUUUUCCCUUAUUGAAGCUCUAUUUUAAAACCACUGUUGACUGAAUGUGUAACAGUAUAGGGCUUGGACUUUCGCCUGCCCAGUUUACAGGGAAAAAAAGGAUGUGAUCAAUUGCCUAUGCAUGUACAAAUUAAGCGUUGCCUAAUGUAGAUGUUUACAUGUUUGUUUAUUUUCUUUUUUCCAAUCAAUUAAUAAUGGAUUUACAGACCAAUAUUGAUGGAACAAGUCAUUCCAGUCAUUCUGCUGCAUGUUUGAAGAUCAUAAUAAAUGAUUGUUUUAAAAUAAAUUACAAUGCAAGCUAAUUGGCACAACCUAAAGGUUUAAAAUGAAUUUGUUGUUCUGAAUCUGUUGAAAGUAGCUGUGCAAAAAAAAAGAAAAAAGAAAAGAAACGGAAAAAUGUGAUGUCGCUAAAGUUUACUUGUGUAAUAUUAAUGUAUGAUACCCUAAAAUAAACAAGUUGUCCACAGUUAUUCAUAAA
Molecule: messenger RNA, 3820 nt
Organism: Megalobrama amblycephala (Wuchang bream)
Lineage: Eukaryota; Metazoa; Chordata; Actinopteri; Cypriniformes; Xenocyprididae
Gene: tomm70
Product: translocase of outer mitochondrial membrane 70 homolog A (S. cerevisiae)
Exons: 12
Coding region: 82-1821 (579 amino acids)
Molecular function (GO): protein binding
Source: RefSeq, a predicted model, not a curated record